CGGCGGCGGCCGUUCCCGGGCGGCGGGCGGGGCGGUUGGCGGCGGUUGGAGGCGUUGAGGGGAAGGGAGGGGAGGGGGGGACGCGGCGGCGAUGAUGGCGGCGGCGGCCGAGCUGGAGUCGUCGCUGGAGGUGAGCCUGCCGGGCAGCGGCAGCCUGCCCCCGGCGCGCUCCCGCAUCUUCAAGAUCAUCGUCAUCGGCGACUCCAACGUGGGCAAGACGUGCCUCACCUACCGCUUCUGCGCCGGCCGCUUCCCGCAGCGCACCGAGGCCACCAUCGGCGUGGACUUCCGCGAGCGGGCCGUCACCAUCGACGGCGAGCGCAUCAAGAUCCAGCUAUGGGAUACGGCAGGCCAGGAGCGCUUCAGAAAGAGCAUGGUGCAGCACUAUUACAGGAACGUACACGCUGUCGUGUUUGUGUAUGAUAUGACAAACAUUGCCAGUUUUCACAGUCUGCCAUCAUGGAUAGAAGAAUGCAAACAACACCUCCUUGCCAACGAUAUACCACGGAUUCUUGUUGGAAAUAAAUGUGACCUGAGAAGUGCUAUUCAGGUACCUACGGACUUGGCCCAGAAGUUUGCUGAUACUCACAGUAUGCCGUUAUUUGAAACCUCUGCCAAAAACCCCAAUGACAAUGACCAUGUGGAGGCCAUAUUUAUGACGCUGGCUCACAAGCUUAAAAGUCACAAGCCAUUAAUGCUUAGUCAACCCCCAGAUCGUGAUCAAAUACAUAUAAAGCCUGAACCAAAACCUGCCAUGACCUGCUGGUGUUAAAUCUCGCUAUUUAUUAGCUCUCACCUUGUCUUGUUUGCAAAUGCUCCAAAAUUAUGAUCUUGACACAGAUCCAGGGUUUGGUAGCAAUUAUAGGAAAUCUUUUUGGCACUUUACUGUGUUUUUUUUUGUUGUUCUUUUGUUUGUUGUUUGUUUGUUUUUUUUUUUUUCUGGUGUAGAUGUGCCCGUCUCAUUUUCUUGCACUUUGUAGUCGUACUUUCUGAAUUACUGAAGUUUCACUAUAAAUAUACAGGAAUGUAAACUUUCAAGUGAAGUAUUGACAAAGCAAUUCUUCUUGAGCUCUUGCUGCCUGAGAUCGUUUUUGUCACUUGUGGUAAAGCUAUAUAUAGUAAGACAGUUUACUAACACUUCUGGUUGCUACUUGCAUUGGAAUAAUGUAGGAGGAAAAGUGUUUUGGGACAGCCGGAUAGCCUGAUUUUUUCAGGUCAGUGAGUGGAGAGAUGGGGAGAUUUUUAAUGUCUGAAGGAAUAUUUGAUGACUGCUAGCAAGCUGAUAAGCAAAUACCUACUUAUUUAAAAAAUAAACAAGCAACAGGACUGUCAGAUAAAGUCUGGGCUUCAGUGUAAGUGCAAACUGCUGGCUUUCAUGGCAUGUCAUUCCAUUGUAAACUUUGUCUGUUUCUUCAUGGCAGUGGUAAGAGAAUCGACAAACUUGUCCCUACCUCUAGACAAUUAACUGAUAACUUAAAAGUCCAUUAAUUUUUCAUAAUUAACGUGUAAGACUAAACUAUGCAUUCCUUCAUACAAAAAGUCCUUUAGCACAGGAUAUGGGGGAAAAUCUGGGACUAGAACUACCCACAGCCUCUCUGGCCUUACCAAAACUUCAAUAUUCAGUGAGGACUGACUUCUAAGGAUGCUGUGUUUGAGUUGUGUCCCAGUGUAACUGAAAACACUUAAGAAACUAAGAAAUGGAGUGAGGUUGCCAGAAGUGUAACGGUUUGCAAAGAUACAUGUUUCAGAGGAUGCUAGUGUUGAUGCUUUUCAACUGUCUUGAGAAAAACACCAUUUGACAAACCAACUUGAUAACAUUUUAAGGAUGAAAAUGCUUAGGACAGAAUGUUACUUCUCAUGCCCGUUUUGAUGUACAAAGUUGUGCCUUAUUUAUUGAAAAUGUCAAGGCCACCAUAGUCUAAUAAUCUGUAUUGUUCUGUGCUAGAAUAUGUGAAGGCUUCUGUGCAAAGGAACUACCAGCUUCCGUAACUGAAGGUCGAUUUGCUUGCAUAAUGGUAAGACAGUAUCAUCCAUUUAAAGAGUAGGGAAUAUGGGUUUUACUUUAAAUACGUAUCAAUGCAAAAUAAAUUAGAUUCUGAAAUACAGAGAAAGUCUGCCAAAUCUGUUACAGAUUUUUGGCUCAUGUCAUGGCUGUAAGUUGGGCAUCCGUGGCAUUACUAAUGUGAGUUAGUAAUUGCUCUUCUAGACCCAUUUUCUUCUGUGUUCUCAUAAUUGCAGCCAUUUCAUUCAGUUCUUUUCUGUGAAGGUCAAGUUUCAUAGCAAAAAUGGUGCUAGGUUGCACACAGCUACAUAAUGUGAAGUGUAAUCCAUAGAAUUCAGUCUGUGACUUUGUAUGCCACGAUCAAACAAUAUUUUCUGACUUAAUUUUUAAAGGAAUUUAAGUAAAAACGAAGAUUUUUGAUUUGCAGUGUACUGGAAACUAAAUAUAAGCCCCAGUUUAGAAGUCACCAUCCUAAUGAUUAUUAGAAACAAAAUACUGAAGCAAGCUAACUUUUGAACUAUUAAAAUUACUAAGGUCUAAAUCCUAUUGCAAGUGUUUUAUAGAUAAAGGGAAAAAUGCAUUGACUUUUUUUUUCUUCACACUUAGAAAUAGCAUUAAAUUUGGCCUAAUAUGUUUAGGAUGCUUAAAAAUAAUCUAAACAAAAUAUAAUAUUUUUUCCAUAUAAAGCUGCUACAACUAUGACAGUAAUUUUGUUUAUGCAACAGUUGUUAAAGGGAAUUUUUGUAUUCACUCUGAACCUUUUAUGACUAGAAUUUUGAUUUACAGUCCUUUCAGAAACAAUCAGCUUUUUAACAUGAGUUUCCUUAAUAUUUUUCUUUUUUUUAAAAAAGGAUUGAUCUUACACUUAUGUGUAUAAUAUUAUAAAUAAACAUGGUUUACAGUCCUCUUGGACAAUUUAUUUUUCACUCACAUUCUUACUCAUUUUUCUCAAAAGUAUCAAUCUUAACUAUUUGUAUAGUACUAAGUAUGUCAGCAAACUUUUUUUUUUUUCUAAUAAAAAACAGAAUGAAGAAUUCCAAAGUCAGUCAGUCAGUCAGGUUGGGAGCUGAGGUAAGGAAAUUAUGUAGGUACAGUGUUAAUGUUAAAUUUGAUAUCAGACAUCUGCAAAUCUGUUAAGCUUUGAGUUAUUCGCAACCUGUAAAUAAGAGCCCUCAUGUCAUUAAAAUUGUGUAAAGAAAAUGUUUUAACUAUGUAAUCUUGUCUUCAGCGCAUAGCAUGUUUUAACGGUUCUGCCAUAAAGGUAAUGUGGUCAUUGAUUCAGGAUUCAGUGUGCUUCCUGGCUUUCAGUAGUAAUGUUCUGCCCACAGAAUCGAUGUCAAAAGUACCGACUACUUUGUAUACAUAUUUUCACCUUACCAAAUUGUAAAGUUGGGUUAUUUUGUAUGUGUUGGGGAGGGUAAGACACAAUCCCAGAAACCUAAUAAACUGGCUUUGCCACAAACUGUUAUCACUUCUUUUCAGUAAUUGUUCUAGGAAUUAUGAUACCAAUUCUUACAGUAAAAUCCACAAUAAACUGUGAUAAGCAAGGGA
This is a messenger RNA of Anas platyrhynchos (mallard), 3553 nucleotides long. RefSeq names its product RAB33B, member RAS oncogene family (gene RAB33B). The record is from RefSeq and is a predicted model, not a curated record. Gene Ontology annotation, molecular function: GTPase activity; GTP binding. Gene Ontology annotation, biological process: Rab protein signal transduction. NCBI's taxonomy places the organism in Eukaryota, Metazoa, Chordata, Aves, Anseriformes, Anatidae.